GGACAAAUACCCCGAGUGUCGGGUUUGGGAACCGUCAUCACGUGGACGAUGGCGCUAAUGAGCAGACGAUAUGAGCAAACAUUAACCAAGCACAGAUAAGCAGCCGCCACAAAUCACGUCUGCAAUCACAAUGGCGUAACAGCUGUCUGCGCAUGCGUUGUUUACAUUGUCCACGCAUGACCAGAGGGCAGUGCUAGAAGCUUGCUGGAGAUUUGUUGCGUGGUGUGAGCACUUGAAAAACGUCAUAGCCGGGUUGGAGUUGCCGUGGGCGAGCGACCUUGAGAUGCGAGCUGACCUUGAAGCAUGAGCUGCUGUGGCGUGUUCAAGCUCCAGUUCUCCCUGCGGCGGUCAGAGGACGACGGCCCGGUCUUCAAGAAACAAGAUGGCGACCGUUUUGAGAGCGCCAUCACCGUCAAGCUCAACGCCAACACCAAGUACACCGUCUUCCUCACCAGCCGCCCCGCCCGCAGUAUCAAAAAGGUUUUUCUAAAAGCCGAGAAGCUGGAGAUCAACCAACAAAGACCAGAGAGAGCAGACGACAACUGUAACGUGUACCACGCUGAUUGGUCCACCAUCGGCUUUGACGUCAACAAGAGUAACGUCAGGACGUAUCUGCCCAUAGUCAUAGAGAUGGACAGUGGCCUACGAGUGGAAACGAAACUGCAAGUGAAAGUAUAUCCGGAAACGGAAACGACGCACUGCAAGUGGGGUGAUGAACUUCACAUGCUCGACCUUGAAUGCGCGGUGAAGGCCGACAAGACGGCGGUCGAGAUCAGGAAAGUGCAGUACAUCUAGCUGUUCAGCUGCUCGGAGUGCAGUACAUCUAGCUGUUCAGCUGCUCGGAGUGCAGUACAUCUAGCUGUUCAGCUGCUCGGAGUGCAGUACAUCUAGCUGUUCAGCUACUCGGAGUGCAGUACAUCUAGCUGUUCAGCUGCUCGGAGUGCUGUACAUCUAGCUGUUCAGCUGCUCGGAGUGCAGUACAUCUAGUUGUUCAGCUACUCGGAGUGCAGUACAUCUAGCUGUUCAGCUGUUCGGAGUGCUGUACAUCUAAGCUGUUCAGCUGCUCGGAGUGCCGUACAUCUAGCUGUUCAGCUGCUCGGAGAUCUUGAAAACUUUUUGUAGUAUUUCAGUUUAGCCAUACCCUCCCUAUUCUAGAACUAUACCGCUGGUGGCGAUACUUCAAUACUAAACCCUAGUCAUGCAACAGUAUAAAUCUGAUCCAAAUGAUCUCAACGCCACCGGCCACAACACCUUAAUACGCUACAUUACAUGGCCGGCUAAUACCGCAGUACAAAAUAUGAGGGUAUGGCUAAUCGAUGAGAACAUUCCCAUCAACAUAUAAAUUGCUUGCUUGUGUGGAGUGACAAAAGACGAUAUGAUUGGCUCACCACUGAGGCGGCUCAAGCUUCCAACUGUCACGGAUGGCGCAUGGGGCUACUGGUGCAAGGUGGGCAGACGACAGGCCUAAUGCAUUCGUGACGUCAGCAUAGUGGGGGCUCUCAGCCCCACACAUACCAUGGGCAGUGUGGGGGCUCUCAGCCCCACACAUACCAUGGGCAGAGUGGAGGGCAUACCAUGGGCAUUGUGGGGGCUCUCAGCCCCACACAUACCAUGGGCAGUGUGGGGGCUCUCAGCGCCACACAUACCAUGGGCAGUGUGGGGGCUCUCAGCCCCACACAUACCAUGGGCAGAGUGGGGGCUCUCAGCCCCACACAUACCAUGGGCAGUGUGGGGGCUCUCAGCCCCACACAUACCAUGGGCAGAGUGGGGGCUCUCAGCCCCACACAUACCAUGGGCAGUGUGGGGGCUCUCAGCCCCACACAUACCAUGGGCAGUGUGGGGGCUCUCAGCCCCACACAUACCAUGGGCAGAGUGGGGGCUCUCAGCCCCACACAUACCAUGGGCAGUGUGGGGGCUCUCAGCCCCACACAUACCAUGGGCAGUGUGGGGGCUCUCAGCCCCACACAUAUCAUAGUUUUGUAGCAGUUAUUUCCACACAAUAUGGGUUGUGUGUGUGGAGGGGGGAGGUAACUAGUCUCAGAUAAAAAAAGGUUUGUGUUACUAGAAAUACUAGAAAACGUGUGUAAUAAAACUGAAAUAGAUAAUUGUGAUGUUAUGAGAGAAUUUUAAAACAAAAAUUAUUUUGGCUCAAUUAUGAAACAGGCGAAAUUAAGGUAUUUGUCCAACAAUUUGCGAAGAAUAGAACACAAAAUCCUCCCCCCCCCCCCUCUUUGCCCCCACACACACUUGCAUUCUUUUUGAAGUAAAUAAUUUGAAAUUUUAAAAAUCCAUUAUGUUUAUAUUUUACAAGUGUAUAUUUUAUAAAUGCCAAAAGAUGACCCAACCAAAAGAUGUCAUAAAUGUCAUAGCUCAAACUGUGAUGCCACGGGGAAUUACUCUACAUAUAUUCUAUUUAUAUCUUGUAAUAAGGGAAAUUACUGGUGGCGUGAGAAUGAAAGGGUGGGGAUGACGUCAUGUGCUGUGAGUUGUUUUAUCUAUAAGUAUUAAGUGUGAUCUGAUAGUGAAGGGUUUUUUGUUUACUUUGGUGAGCACUAACUAGUUCUUUUUUUUUUAGCAAUUAGCAUAAUAUAUGUGUCCGUGUUCUUAGUGGUCAAUAAGAAAUGUUUGAUGUACCAAGCUAAAUUUAGAUGAUGGUAGAUUUUAACAAUGUCUGUGUGUUGUUGUAAUUACACUUUUGGGAAAUGAAACAGAAACCAUGUAUUAAUGUUGUAGUGUUAGAUUGCGUGUGUAUGUAUUCUACCCAUUAAUAUGCUAGAUUUUUUUAAAUUUUAAAGUAAAAUGUAUACAACUUUGCUGAUGUAUGUUAUUUAUAAUUUAACUAUUUUAUUUUGAUCAUUUUAAAAUAUGAGAUACAUAUGAAUUAUUCUUGAUAUUUUGGCAAUAUUUUUCCAUAUAUUUCCCCCCUCUUUAGCAUUGAUGGACUUAUACAUUCAAUGAUUCUUGGUGUCUUCGGUGUAAAUAUGCAGCAUUUUAUUUUAACCUGAUAUUUUAUGCAAAAUCUGGCCACUAUCGGGCUAGACAAUGCCGGCUUGCACUAUGUAAAUGUGUUGCAAUAUUGGAUAGCAAUAAAGCUUAAAACUGUUUCUGCUA
Physella acuta is the source of this 3111-nucleotide messenger RNA. RefSeq names its product CB1 cannabinoid receptor-interacting protein 1. Gene Ontology annotation, cellular component: plasma membrane. NCBI's taxonomy places the organism in Eukaryota, Metazoa, Mollusca, Gastropoda, Physidae. Gene Ontology annotation, molecular function: type 1 cannabinoid receptor binding. Gene Ontology annotation, biological process: negative regulation of signaling receptor activity. The record is from RefSeq and is a predicted model, not a curated record.